CAAAACAUUUAGAUUCGGUAAAAGCUCAUUGUGUUCAUAACGUGAAUGUAAAAAGUGGUCAUGUUACGUUCAGUUAUUUUGGUUCUUUUGAUUAUUGCAGUAUACGGCGAGGAGCAAAAUGCACUUCGUCAACUGAUUUCGAAGCGCGGUCCUGUAGCUUUAAGUCGUGCAAUAUCAUCUUGCAAACAGGGACGUCGACAGGAUUGUGAGGACUGUUCUACAGUAAAAAUUUGUAGCUACGAUCAGACCGCUCUUACAUCCUAUCGCUGUCAAGAUGUAGAUCCAGCUAAGCCUUAUUGUACAGGUGAAGGAAUAUGCUCAGAAACGCAAGAAGAUGGUGUUGUGUGCAACGAAGCGAAUGAAUUGUGUCCGAUGAAUUCUCCUGGGUUCUAUCCUGACCCUUCAAAUUGCACUAGAUAUUUGUAUUGUGAUUCUGAAAUGUUAGGAUAUGAGCAAAACUGCUUAGCGGUCAAUAAUGUGUACAACCAGACUACGGCUGCUUGCUUCCUUAAGCGCCGUUCAUCUGAUUGCUUCCAGGUGGAUUGUAAAAAUUCUCGAAACAUAAAUAAGUGGUUUGUAUACACACCUUUCCCACAGCUGUAUUUUCUGUGCUCGUCAAAUGGGGCAAUCAUGUUCAAAUGCCCGCGUGAAACUGAUGUUUUUGAUUUGGACCUAAAACGAUGCGAGUUUGAAUGUCGCGAAGCGGGAAGAUUCGCUCAUCCUAAUGUCAGAAUGUACUACGAAUGUGCAUUUGUUAGCACCAGCAAGCUCCAGAAGUUUGAACAAACUUGUCCACCUUUACUGGAGUUUAAUGCAAAGGAUCAAAAAUGUCUUGAAAAAAAUGACUUGAUGAGUUAAUAAAGAUUGAUGGGAUUUGUUGAUGUUAUUAUUGAAAAUGGCUACUUGUGCAUAAGAGUAACACAUGAAUAAAUGCAAAGCAAACUGUGAAAAAUA
This is a messenger RNA of Anopheles coluzzii, 954 nucleotides long. RefSeq lists its product as uncharacterized. Lineage: Eukaryota; Metazoa; Arthropoda; Insecta; Diptera; Culicidae. Gene Ontology annotation, cellular component: extracellular region. The transcript is spliced from 4 exons. The coding region runs from base 61 to 858 and encodes 265 amino acids. The record is from RefSeq and is a predicted model, not a curated record. Gene Ontology annotation, molecular function: chitin binding.